GUCAAUUCAAAACGUCAAACAAAAACAAAACUUAAAAAUUUGAAAACAGUUUGCUUUGAAGCUUGAAGUUUUUGGAAAAAGUAUGAUAAUUUGUUGGGAAUUUUAGAAUAUUUUGGAUUUAAAGGGUAUGGAUAUCCCAGAUACCAGAUUAUUGCAAGUAGAUGAUAUAAAUUUAAACCAAUCACGAAAUGAAGAGGAACAAGAGGAUUUAGAAGAUCAGAAACGUAGAAAAGAAGAGUUACAUGCACUAUUAGGGGACAAAUUAAACGACUAUGAUGAAAGUACAGAUGAUUCUAUAGUUUCUGGAAUGUCUUGCAAUGAUGCAGAAAGUAAUAAGUAUCUCCAAGCUAAUAAUCAACAUGAACAACUGCAAAAUCUGUAUGAAGUUAGACUGCGAGAAUUACAAGCUCUUAGAGAAGAGCACAAAGGAAAGACUGAAGGGUUCACGAAAGAGAUCAAGACAUAUAAAAGACAAUUGCUAUUAACGAAAGCAGAAUUAGAACAAAUAAAGGUGUCAUAUAAAAAUAGUGAAGAUUUAUUAGUUGAGAAGACAAGUAACCUUAAGGAUUUAGAAGCUAUGUUAGAAAGUAAAGAACAACAGAUUCAAAAUUAUGAGAAAAAUAUCCAGAAUAUGCAACUGGAAAUAGCAACCUAUAAAACUACAAUAAACGACUUAUAUUUACAAAUGCAAGAUGAAAGAAAUCCUUUUAACAAAUAUAAUAAACAGUUUAUUUCUGAGGAAUAUAAAAAUGCCACUAAAGAACAAAUUAAUAGACUGGAAGAACUUCUCGAGGAAAAAAAUAAAAGUGUUAAAACAUUGGAGAAAGCAAACCUAAUUAUUGAAGAAGAACUAAAUAAAUUGAGAAUAAGGGACAUCGAUAGUAGGAAUACGAUAGAGGUCCUUCAAAGAAAUUUCGACAGUGCGCAAACGCAAUGUGUUCAGCUAAUUGCUGAAUUAGAAGCCUUAACAAACGAAAUGAGACAUUUAGAGGGAAGAGUACAGAAUAUGUAUGAAAGUUCCCCUAGAAGCGAGCGUCUAUCAUAUGGCAAAAACAGUGUAGAGCAACAAAUAGAAAAACUAAGGAAAAUGUUGCUAGAUAAAAAAGUCCAUAUCGACACUUUAAACGUUAAACUUAGGAAUCAUGAUAAAGAUGUUAAAGAGUUACUGGAAUAUAGGCAAUUAAAAGCGGACGUAUUCAAAAAGGAUUUCCAGCAAUGUGAUAAUGAAGACCAUACCAAGAGCUUGAUUAUAUUACAAUACGAAAUACAGAACUAUAGAACAAUAUUAGAAGACAAGGAUCAACAAAUUCGUAACCUACAUUCCAUCAAUAAAGAUAAUCUAGCCAAAAUGGAAGGGAAGAUUUUUCAAAAUAAGAACGAUAUAAACAAUCUCUCAAAUAAAUACAGCAUACCACAACUGGACAAAAUGACUGAAGAUCUUAAGACUAGUUAUGACCAAAUUGCAUAUCUAGAAGAGCAACUCAAAAUGAAAACUACCGAAAUAGAAAAGUUAUUAAAUCACCAAGAAUGUAACAAAGAACGAGAAUUGAAAACGGAACUAGAUCAAUUAAAGCUAUUAAACGAGAAAGAAAGAAACAACUUGGAGAACGAAAUUAAAAAGCUAACGCAAGAAAUUGAAGUAUCUUCAGCUGAGUUGCAAAAUUUAAAAACGUUUAACGAAAAACUCAUAGACGAAAAUGUUAAACUGAAAUCUCGUUGCAAGGAAGAGGACAAUUCGUUGAAGGACCAAUACCUAGAAUCGAUUAAGGCUCUUCACGAAGCACAAAGUAAAAUUACUUCAUUACAAGAAAAAAUAGAAGAAUUAACCAAUCUUAAGACAAUAGCAGAAGGUGAAAGCUGUACAUAUCAGUCUAAAUUAAAAGAAUACGAACAAAAAUUGGAGGAUGCUACGAAAGAUAUAGAAGAGCUUGAAAUGGACUUAGAAAAUACGUUGAAACAACUGAAAGAAAAAGAAGAAACGAUAAAGCACCUAAAAGAAGUGGCUAAAACUUUUAGACAAGAGCUAAAGAAUAAAAUGGAUAAAAGUCUUGAAAGAACUAUAAAUGAACUAAGAAACAAGGAAGAUAUUAUACACAAUUUACAACAAACUGUCUCGAGCCUCAGAAAAGAAUUGGAUAAUAUUAAAACCACUAAAGAAAUUGAAAUUACCAAUGCAGAAUGUAAAAAAUGUAAAAAUUACCAAGACAUAAUUGAUAGGGAUGUAUCUGUUAAAGAUAAGAAAAAACAAUUUGAUGGCAUACAGAAUAUUGGAGAAGAAAAUUUACAAAAGAUUAAAGAAGCAAAUAUGAUAGCAAUAGAAGUCAAACUACGCGAAGAAAUACAAGAGGAAUAUUUUACGAAAUUGAAAGAAGUAGAAAAUAAGUAUAAACAAGUGUAUGCUUCUAGUAAAGAUUUACGCAAAGAAAAAGUCGACCAACUGAAAGUUCAAGAAAUGAAGUUCAGGGAGGAUCUAGCAACGAUUUUAGGAGAAUGUACCAAAAAAAUCAAAGAAUAUGAACAAAACAAGCAGGAAAUAGUUAAACAAUAUCAAGAUUUGCAGAAUCAGUUUGAGCAGUAUAAAAUAUUGUGUGUAAAUAAAGAACGUAAUUUUGAGAGGACUAUCGAAAAAUUCCAACUAAAUAGUAAGCAAGAAGCUGAAAAAUGGAGGAAGUGGUCACAGCGAUUGAUUAACAGUUGUAUAACAGUUGAAAAAACUAAUAAAAAGACAAGAGAUCAUGUGUUGUUUAAAAUGGCAACGUAUGAUGCCGAGGUGGCUGUUAUUGAAAAAUCUUAUGAGAAAGUUAAGGAGUUGUUAAGCAAGGGUAAAAAAUAGUUGACAUUACAUAUAUAGAAAAUAAUAUACUAAAUAAGAUUUCACAAUUUGUAGGAUUAAAUAUUUGACAAUUUGAUAUAAGCGAACAAAAUGUACAAACUCAUGAUAUUUAUUUUAUAUAAAUCAAAACUAAGAUAAUAUAAUAUUAAAAAGCACA
Diabrotica virgifera virgifera (western corn rootworm) is the source of this 2990-nucleotide messenger RNA. RefSeq names its product putative autophagy-related protein 11. Lineage: Eukaryota; Metazoa; Arthropoda; Insecta; Coleoptera; Chrysomelidae. The transcript has 12 exons. Bases 128 to 2833 code for a protein of 901 amino acids. The record is from RefSeq and is a predicted model, not a curated record.